AUGGCGCACGCGUUGAGUACUAAUCAAACCGCAGCGCUCACGUCGGAAGCCGUCGGUAGUUUUCCGCACCGCCGAACACCAUCGAUCACCACCCCCUCUCUCUCCUCCUCCUUCCUUCCCGCGUUCUGCUCCAAAUCCUUGGCUCCAGUCACCUUGCGACGGUCACAACAACACCUUUCUCCAGCCAUCCGCUCGUCUCUCACUAAUGGCGCCGCUCGUCGCGCGGGGUCUAUGGACGAGUCCAGCCCGUUCGCGCCCUUCUUCCAGCACGUUUUCCAAUCGGACGUCUCCACCCGUCCGAUGAUGAUCCCCGAUGCGUUCGAAACCGUUCCGAACGUCCAGGACGAGCUUUGGUACACGAUCCGCGAAGAGGCUCGGCAGGAUUCUGAGGCUGAACCUGCGUUGGCUUCGUACCUCUACUCCACGGUGCUAGCGCACCGUUCUCUGGAGCGAUCCAUGGCGUUUCACCUGGCGAAUAAGCUUCAAUCGCCGACUCUUCUUAGCACGCAGCUCUGCUCGCUCUUCACCGACGUGAUGCUUCGAUCGCCGGAAGUUCAGGAGGCGCUGCGCGCCGAUCUGCGAGCCAUCUACACGCGCGACCCCGCGUGCCGGAGCUACUCCCACGCGAUGCUGAAUUUCAAGGGUUACCAGGCUCUGCAGGCGCAUCGGAUCGCGCAUCGGCUGUGGCUGGAGGGCCGUCAGGGAUUGGCCGUGGCGCUUCAAAGCCGCGUGUCGGAGGUGUUCCACGUGGAUAUUCAUCCGGCUGCGAGGAUUGGGAAUGGAGUGUUGUUUGAUCACGCGACGGGGCUGGUGGUUGGCGAAACGGCGACGAUUGGUAACAAUGUUUCGAUUCUGCAUCAUGUGACGCUGGGAGGGACGGGGAAGAGCACGGGCGACAGGCAUCCCAAGGUCGGCGACGGCGUCCUGAUUGGCGCUGGUGCGACGCUGCUUGGACCAAUCAGGAUUGGGGAGGGAGCGAAAGUAGGAGCAGGGUCGGUGGUGCUGCUGGAUGUGCCGCCGCGUGCGACGGUUGUGGGAAUCCCAGGGAGGCUGGUUGGCGGGAAAGAGAAGCCUGCUAUGUCAACGGUCAACCCUACGUCAGAAUCGCUAGGCGACAUGAUUAAGGCCGUGCUGAUUAUCAACAAUCAAGGGAAGGCUCGUUUUGCACGCUUCUACGCGAACAUCAGCGGAGAGAGGCAGCAGCAUAUAAUCCGGCACUCGUUUGAAGCUGUGGCCUCUCGCCCGCCCACGUGGUCAAAUAUCAUUGAGGACUCAAGCUGGUUCGGCAAGGUGAGCGCGGCUGGAAGCAGGUUCGGCAAGGUGAGAGCGGCUGGAAGCAGGUUCGGCAAGAACAUCAAGCUGGUGUACCGCACAUUCGCCACACUCUACUUCAUCUCCCUCAUUGACCGAGCCGAGGGCAAUCUGGCUGCUGAGAGUGCUUCUGCCGCUGCCCUCUCAGUCGUGCUCUCAUCAUCCUCUUCACCCCCCCAUCCAUCUGUAUCGCAGAACAUCAAGCUGGUGUACCGCACGUUCGCCACGCUCUACUUCAUCUUCCUCAUCGACCGAGCCGAGAACGAGCUCGCUGUGCUGGACCUCAUUCACGGUAAGCCUGUGGGACACCCUGGCUCCUCUCAACCACCCAGGCUCCGCUUGGCCACCCGGGCCCCUUGUUUGUAG
Molecule: messenger RNA, 1677 nt
Organism: Closterium sp. Naga37s-1
Lineage: Eukaryota; Viridiplantae; Streptophyta; Zygnematophyceae; Desmidiales; Closteriaceae
Source: the annotation of a GenBank genome assembly